This is a messenger RNA of Silurus meridionalis, 3606 nucleotides long. Its product is annotated as C-C chemokine receptor type 5-like. The coding region runs from base 138 to 1286 and encodes 382 amino acids. The record is from RefSeq and is a predicted model, not a curated record. Gene Ontology annotation, biological process: immune response; chemotaxis; G protein-coupled receptor signaling pathway. Gene Ontology annotation, molecular function: chemokine receptor activity. NCBI's taxonomy places the organism in Eukaryota, Metazoa, Chordata, Actinopteri, Siluriformes, Siluridae. Gene Ontology annotation, cellular component: membrane. The transcript is spliced from 4 exons.
CUCUUCACACAACGGAAGUGUCAAAACCAGAGACCUCAACACCUGUUAUCUUACUUCAGCACUGCCUUUGAGCCUCAUAGGCCAAGUCCAUCAAAUUUUACCUUUAUAAAUUGCUCAGAUUCGUUUGAAUUGCAGCCAUGUUCAACAACAGUAGCAGUAAUUGGGUCACAGAAAACAGCAGUGUUUUAUCAAGUCUCAGCACCAAUGAAGAGAUGAGGAGAAACAAUCCUCAGAGCCUCAGCACAGAUGCCUAUGACUACUCUUAUUAUGAUUUAUUUAAUGGUGAUGCCAGCAUUGCAGAACCAUGUAGCUUCCAAAGCAAUUCAAACCUCUUUCUCCCGGUGCUCUACUCCGUGUUCUUCGUGGUGGGUUUGCUGGGAAACCUGCUGGUGCUGUGGGUGAUCCUGAAAGGUGCUCAGUUGAAAAGCAUGACUGACGUGUCUCUCCUGAACCUGGCCAUCGCUGACCUGCUGCUAAUCUUCACUCUCCCCUUCCUGGCUCACUAUGCCAGAGGUAACUGGGUUUUCGGUAAUGGCAUGUGCACCCUGGUCCUCAGCGUGUACCACGUCGGAUUUUACUCUGGAAUUUUCUUUAUCGUGCUGAUGAGCAUCGACAGAUACUUGGCGAUCGUCCAUGCCGUGUUCGCCUUGAGGAUCCGUACAAGGGCUUAUGGGAUUUUUGCAAGUAUAGUUGUCUGGAUUCUCGCUGUAAUAGCAUCAUUUCCUGAGCUCCUGUAUCUUGGAGUCCAAAAGAAUGGGACUGAAGUACUUUGCAAAUCUUAUCCGCCAAAUUAUGAUAUUCACAAGGCAGUGAAAACUGCAGCUAUCUUCAAAAUGAAUGUUUUGGGCCUGUUCAUUCCGCUGAUCAUUGUGGGAUUUUGUUACUCCAUGGUACUAAGGAGGCUUCUGAAUCUCCGGACAUCAAAGAAACUGGCAGUUCGCCUUGUCGUUGUGGUCAUGGUGGUGUUCUUCUUCUGUUGGAUACCGUACAACACCGCAGCGUUCCUCAAAGCACUGGAAAUGCGAGAAGUUUUGCCUCUAAGAUGUGAGAUAAGCAGACACCUCCAGCUGCUGCUGCAGGUCACCGAAGCCGUGGCGUAUUCACACAGCUGCCUCAACCCGUUCCUCUACGUGUUCGUGGGUGAAAAAUUCAAGAGGCACCUCGCCAGGCUCCUGCACCAGACCCCAUGCAUCCAUGUGCAGUGUGUAAAGAUCUAUAUGACCCAGGCCACAGGCUCUGUGUAUUCACAGACCACGAGUGUGGACGAGCGCUCAGCUGGUGUCUGAAUCGUAGAUGGUGUUAAAGGAAAACAACAUUGUAUUUAAUGUGUUUACUAUAAAUAUUUUCACUGGUAGAGGUGAAUGUGUCUGAAGAUUAACAUGCUCAAUUUAAACCCUAAACUGAACCUGCCAGAAUUCAGAUAUAUUUCCAGAACCUUGAAGUUUGGCUCGUUUUUUUAAACACAAUGCUGAUUUUUCAGCAGCUGAAUCAAAUCGGGCUCCAUUGUAGGAUAUCUGGUGAAAUCCUAAUCCACAAAAAAAUCUUUUUUUUCCCCAAUGGGUGACAUUAGAGGAACAAUUACUAAGUUUAAAGAUUCACUGUUUCUUGUAUAAUUAAUAAAAUGACAAAUGCUUGAUCUUAAUUUCAAAUAAUAGACAACAACAAAGUUGUGCGCAUAACGAUAUGACAUAUUGAAAAAGCCGCAUAGUGGUCUAGGUGAUAGUAAAAAAAAAAACCCUAUCUCUGAUCCAUCUAAAAUCUCACACCCUCAUGGCUUGAAGAACAGGAAGAUCAUAUUGCUCAUCUGCACACAGUUUCCACUUCCUGUCUAAAUGAUACUGAAAAUGAGCAACUUUCCUUGUGUAAAUAAUUUUUGUGUAAAUAAUGUAUUAGGCUUUAAUGUUGUUGAGGCUCUUUGAGUUCCCAAAAUGAUUUCUCAUGGUUUCAAGAUCUUAUCUGAAUUGCAGCUGAUUAUAAAUGAUAGAUAUUCAACAUGUUCAAUGUUUAUGAUGUAAUAUACUGGUAUGUGUGUGUGGUGUGAAAAAAACAAAUGUUUGGUGUGAAAAACUGAUGAGCAGCAUUACAGGGUGAUGUGAUGCUGGAUUUAUUAGAGUACAGUAUCUUUAAAGUCGAUUUUUUCUUUUUGUUCCCAAAAAAGAGACUUUUUUUUUUUUUUUGCAUUUUGUCAUGUUCUCAUGUAGAAUAGUGUUUAUGUGCCCUAAUAUUUUGUCCACCUCUGAAAAGGUUCAGUAGAAAUGAUAAUAUUCCUCCACAAUCUAUUAAAUGAAUUUUGCGUACACUUUGUCCUGCAACGUUACGCACGCUGUAGCAGCUACAGAGUCAUUUCAUUUCGUUCUACUUUCUCAUUACCAGAAGAAAAGUUCUAAAGCUUGAGACUUCGAAUAUCACCAACUCAUUUCAGUUUUGACUUUAAGGCACAAAAGAACGAGUCGAUCACCAAAUUUUUACACUCGAAUUAUCUGUUGAGUAUAAAAUACCACAUUACUGUUUGUUAUUCAUUUUGUUAACUGCUGUUACUGCAUUCAUGUUGAUCUCGAUGUCUUCUCUGGUUCUAGUUCUGGUUCUGGUUCUUUUUUCUAAACCAUGUGGUGCACUAAACGGUUCUGUGUGGUCGAAGUCACUGGAGCUCCACUCAGCAUGAUGGAUUAGUUUAUAACAGAUCUUUUAACUUCCGAUUGACUGAUUAGUGUUUAACGUGUUUGAGGUCAGAAGAACCUCCAGGUGAGAACAUUUUAUACUUCAAAUAUUUCAAAUGUUGGAAGAUAAUUCGAUGUUUUCUGCUUAUAAAUGAUAUAAAUGAAAUAAAUCUUGCCUUUAAACCACAGACUGCAUUAAGUUGUGCACACAAUAUUUCAGUGCAUAAAGUCAGAAAGUGGCCUAAUGAAAACCUUCCAUCAGAAAUCUCACACCCUCAGAGGCUUGAAGUAGAUCAUUCUGAUUAUCCGCACAGAAUUUCCACUUCCUGUGUAAACUGAUUCUGAACAUGAUUUUACGGUGUAAAUAUUGAUGCGACUUUUGAUCAGCUCUGAAUGAGGCCCUGGAACUGAUCACGUAAAGGAUGGGGAACUACAGGAUGAUGUUGAGGCUCUUCGUGUUGCCAAGAGGAUUAUACAAUUUGAUCUAAAUUGCAGCUGAUUCUAAAUGAUAGAUAUUUAACAUGCUCAGCAUUUAUGAUGUAAUAUCCUGGAAAGUGUGUGUGGUGUGAAAAAAAAAAUGUUAGGUGUGAAAAACUGCUGAACAGGCAUUAGAUGGGGUGUGAUGGUGUAUUUGUACAGUGUUUAUCUUUAAUGUGCAAUUUUUUAAAUAGAGACUGCUUUUAUUUUUAUUCUUCAAGUUUGAAUAUUGUGAUGUUCUCAUGUUCUCAUGGUGUUUAUGUGCCAACCUGAAUAAAAAUCAGAGAUUAUUUUGUACACCUGUGAAAAAACUCGAACUCCAAGUCCAAUAGAAAUGAUAGUAUUCAUCUGCAGAUCUUUCAAUCGCACUGUUUUUCUAGUCACGCGUACAUUCAAAGUUCUGGAAGGAUAAACACGUUGUACAGAAACAGCAUGAGGAUGUGAUGUAGUAGUGCACUUCAGCUUUUUGUAA